CCAAAGCCUAUGUGAGUGGUUUAGGAAUUACCUAAUGGAUAGAAGACAGAAGGUUAGAGUUAACGGUGUACUAUCAGAGUGGAAAGCAGUACCCAGUGAAGUGUCUUAGGGAACUGUAUUAGGCUCCUUGCUAGUCCAAUUAUACGUCAAUGAACUACCGGGGAUUCUUACUUCACUAUUAUUUGCGGAUGACAUUAAGAUCUGGAAAACUGUAAAUAGUAACGAGGAUAGGUCGGCCCUACAAACUGAUAUAGAUAUAUUAGCUGAGUGGUCGGACUUGUGGGAUUUGGAAAUUAAUUCUAGGAAAAGCGCGUUAUGCACUUAGGUCAGAAGUUUUAUACGUCGCACUCCCUAGGGGAUACAGAACUGCCUGAUGUUAACGGACAGAAGGACCUAAGAAUCACUCAGUAAUGAUUUAAAAACAACUGCAAAUUUCAAUGUAGCGGCAGCUAAGGCUUUUCGAAUGAAGAGCUUUCUAACAAUUAGAUGAGUCUAUGUUCAAAAUACUCUAUGCAACAUGUCAUGCCUCAUCUUGAAUAUUGCAUACAAGCAAUCAGUCCAUCCAGAUGGAAUAUCCCCUGAAGCACUGAAAGCGGACCCAGAGACGACAGCAGAUAUGCUGACUCCAUUAUUGCAUAAGGUCUGGGAGGAGGGAAAGGUGCCUACUGACUGGAGGAAAGGUUACCUCGCGAAACUACCAAAGAAGGGCGACUUAAGACUCUGCAAGAACUGGCGAGGAAUCAUGCUUCUAUCGACGCCAAGUAAAAUCCUGAGUCGCAUCAUCCUGGAGAGAAUAAAGGACGCACUGGAUACAGAACUCCAACCAGAACAAGCUGGAUUCAGGAAAGGCAAAUCAUGUUCUGACCAAAUUGCAACUCUACGGAUCAUCAUUAUAGAACAAAGCAUGGAAUGGCAAUCAAACUUCUACCUCAACUUUAUAGACUUCGAGAAGGCCUUCGAAAGCGUUGACCGUGAAGUAAUUUGGAAAGUACUCAAGUACUACGGCGUACCCCAAAUAUUCAACCUUAUUCAACAGCUGUACGACAACGGUGGCACAUGUCAAGUCAUCCACAACGGAAAAAUCAGCGAGGCGUUUGGAGUAAACACAGGAGUCAGACAAGGGUGCUUAUUAUCACCAAUCAUAUUCCUAAUUGUGAUGGACUGGAUUAUGUGUCAGACAGUGGGCAACGAGAAGACAGGAAUAUCCUGGACGGACGUGAAGAACCUUGAAGACCUGAAUUUCACGCGUGGAUGAUUUAUGUUUUACGUCACACAAAAUCGAGGACUUACAAG
This is a messenger RNA of Trichobilharzia regenti, 1293 nucleotides long. The record is from the annotation of a GenBank genome assembly. Lineage: Eukaryota; Metazoa; Platyhelminthes; Trematoda; Strigeidida; Schistosomatidae.